Molecule: messenger RNA, 2667 nt
Organism: Xylaria bambusicola
Lineage: Eukaryota; Fungi; Ascomycota; Sordariomycetes; Xylariales; Xylariaceae
Product: putative efflux pump
Exons: 4
Coding region: 544-2343 (599 amino acids)
Biological process (GO): transmembrane transport
Molecular function (GO): transmembrane transporter activity
Source: RefSeq, a predicted model, not a curated record
AACGAACUCGCGAUAGAGCAAAGUCUGUCAAAGGGGGAAGAAAAAAAACGUGGCGGAGUUGGGAUGACAGAUGAGAUCGAGGUACCUACAUUACAGCGGUCGUCCAGGCCACUGGGCAGGUACCGCUAGCAGCGCUACAGCCUUAAGUACUGUAGUGUAAGUACAAGCACUGACCCAGGGAGGCGGAGUCCCGCCCUGCACACCAAUCCAGCAAUACCCACCCGACGGACUGUACGUUGACCCCGAGAGUCCUGGCAGACCUGGCUCGGGCAAUUGACGAGAUGGCAUAACCAAUGCGGUGUUGGACAUUGCAGGGGACCCGAGUUCGUGGAUCUAGGCAAGGGCUACCGAGAUGAUCUUAUUUAAUGAUGCCUGGCCCCCCCGGGGCAAUUGCGUUCCAGCUGCCUAUCAAUCAGAUAUCAACACCAUCAUCGCCAUCACCAUCCACAACUCCCUUCGAUUCGACAUAGCACAACCGACCAGCCCGCAAGAGGAUAGCAGGACACCCUAUUGGAUAUCAGGAGACAACUUCGCAUUCCCCAAAUGCUGACAACACCCGAGGGACAGCAGCCGCCUUCCGUGGCGGCGCAAUUAGCCCCAUCUCAAGAGCCAAAUCUGGCCCCGAGCACUACCAGCGUAGUCAGUUACGAGAAGCCGGUAUCAAGUUCCGGCAACUCGAGAAGCUCAAUCGUCAAAGAUGAAUCAUCUGCCGCAGACGACGUUGAAUUGGCCGAUGCUCUAGCAAAGGUCCAGACAGCCCGCACAACGAACGGCAGUGCCUUACACCCCACCGAGACCCGAGAAGAUGGCACAGAAUACCCCUCGGGCACCAAGCUCAUUCUAAUCUCGGUGGCAUUGUGUCUUAGUGUUUUCCUUACUGCACUUGAUAACUCUAUUAUCGCUACUGCCAUCCCGGCGAUCGCCAAGCAGUUCAACAGUCUCGAUGAUGUCGGUUGGUAUGGAAGUGCCUAUCUUCUCACAACUGCCGCUCUCCAGCUAUUGUUCGGAAAGUUCUACACCUUCCUCAGCAUCAAGUGGGUUUACAUGACCGCCAUCUUCAUCUUCGAAGUUGGUAGCUUGAUCUGUGGCGUUGCUCAAAACUCAGUGACCCUCAUUAUUGGCCGAGCCGUUGCCGGCUUGGGGUCCGCCGGCCUGUUCUCCGGGGCCCUUUUGAUUCUCGCCCACAGUGUCCCGCUUGCCACGCGACCUCUAUACACUGGUCUCAUUGGUGGUGUUUAUGGUAUCGCCUCCGUCGCCGGACCUUUGCUCGGCGGUGUCUUCACCGACAAAGUGACCUGGCGUUGGUGUUUCUACAUCAAUCUUCCCAUCGGAGCAGUAACUCUGAUCGUGAUUGGCUUCUUCUUCCCCGAUCCUGUUCAGAGGAAGCCGCCACAGGAGACUUGGCAACAGCGUUUGAUGCGCUUCGAUCCCUUCGGCACCCUGAUUUUCAUCCCCGCUAUCGUCACUCUUCUGCUCGCUCUCCAGUGGGGUGGCGUAACGUACCCCUGGAACAGCGGACGAGUCAUUGCACUUUUCGUCGUGUUCGGCGUGCUCCUCCUCGCCUUUUUAUUCAUCCAAUACCGUCAGCAGGAGAAUGCCACAGUCCCUCCUCGGAUCUUUAAGCAACGCACCGUCAUGGCGGGCAGCUUCUUCGCCUUCACUGUCGGUUCCGCCUUCUUCCUCUUUGUCUACUACAUUCCUAUCUGGUUUCAAGCUGUGCAGGGUGUCUCGGCCGUUAACUCUGGCAUCCGCAACCUGCCUCUGCUUCUCGCCGUAGUGGUUACCUCGAUCAUCUCCGGUGGCUUGAUCACGACCUUCGGCUAUUACACCCCCUUCAUGAUUUUUGGUACAAUCAUUGGGUCCAUCGGCGCUGGUUUACUAACUACCUGGACACCCCAUGUCAGCACUGGUGUUUGGAUAGGAUACCAGAUCCUCUUUGGCAUUGGUAUCGGCGCUGGCCUCCAGCAACCCCUCGUUGCCGUUCAGACCGUUUUAAGUAUUGAGGAUGUGCCCAUCGGCACCUCUGUCAUCGCUUUCAUGCAAACCCUUGGUGGUGCGCUUUUCGUUUCUGUUGGCAACAGCGUCUUUAACAACAAGUUAGUCGAGGAGCUCGGGAAGCACCUGCCGGACGUCGACCCUGUGACCAUUAUCAGCGUCGGUAGCACCAACCUACGCAAGGCACUCCCCGCCGAAAUUGUCCCAGACGUCAUUCUCUCCUACAAUAACGCUCUUACCACCGCCUACAUCGUCGCCACUGCCCUCAUCGCCGUUUCAAUCUUUGGAGCUGCUUUCGUGGAGUGGAAGAGUGUCAAAGGCAAGAAGAUCGAGGCAGGCUUCGCAUAGACAGAAGCUGCCCAUGUUGCCUCACAUACAUUUCGUUCCUUGUAUAAAACUGCGUAAGAUAUUGUAAUCUAGGUCUUUUCUACGGAUGGGAAGAAGGAAAUACGUCUAGAAUUAAGCAUUCAGCGGGUUUAGAUGGUUGUGUUUCCUAUUUCAAGCAUUGCGGGCGGCGUUGGUGGAAUGGCGAUCAUGCUUCGCAUCAGUUGCAGUGCCCGAUAUGACCAGGGCUUCAUUAGAUAGGUAUAAUCAUAGAGAGGGGAUAUAGUAUCCUCCUGAUAUUAAUAUGAAAAGUCACCACUUGUCAACAACCAUCUGCCUACCUCGUUG